GUGAACAGUAACGAUCUAAGGGGGCCUAAUUGUGCAGUUUUAGACCAUCAGUAAAAUCUCAAAUAUGUUUUUAAAGAUUGUGAUUUGCAUUGUGGCCUUAGUCCAAGUUGCUGUCGGCAUUGAACUUAGAGCAGAUCAUGAAGAAAAUGGCCCUGUCGCGUAUGAGUUCCACUACUCGGUUCAUGAUCCCCACACAGGCGACAUUAAAAGCCAAAAGGAAGUGCGCAAGAAUGACAAAGUCGAAGGAACCUAUGAAUUGAUCGACUCGGAUGGCCACCGCCGUUUGGUAACCUACAAGGCUGACGAUCACAGUGGUUUCGAAGCUGUGGUCUUGCGAGAACCAACCGACAUUAAGAUCCCUCUUCCCGAGCCACAUGGGAAAAUACUGACCGCUCACAAAAUCUUGGCCCCAGCUCCAUUGUUACACAUUAAGGCUGCUCCAGCCCCAGCUCCAUUGGUACAUUUUGCUCCUAAGCCUGUUUUUUUGGCCAAACCGAUUGCAGCACACGCGCCUCAGUAUGGCAAUUUCGUUUCCUUUUCUGGACCUUCGCACAAAUACAAUUACUAGAAUGACUAGUAUUUUAAUGGCAAUCUCAUCACUCAAACAACAUCCAGUCUUCCUCUUGCCACAACAGCUGACUCUUAACCUGACCUAAGCCAACUAAACCAACCCAGAAGACACGAAGCGCUUUUUUUAAUUUUGAUUUUUUUUUUCUCUUCAACAUCGUACUGAAGUGUGACUUUCACGAACUCUUGCAUUCUU
Molecule: messenger RNA, 763 nt
Organism: Stomoxys calcitrans (stable fly)
Lineage: Eukaryota; Metazoa; Arthropoda; Insecta; Diptera; Muscidae
Gene: Cpr30B
Product: larval cuticle protein A2B
Exons: 2
Coding region: 65-568 (167 amino acids)
Cellular component (GO): extracellular matrix
Source: RefSeq, a predicted model, not a curated record